AUGCUCGUCGCCGGCGGACUCCGCAUGUACCAGGAGCGGGGCGGGGUGAGGCACCGCGGAGGGGGUGCGGAGAGGCAAUGGGCGAGGCGGGGCGCGGCGUUGCCGCAAAGGCUGUGCCGCGAGGCGAAGGGUCGGUCAGAGGUGAAGGGCCAGUGGCCGCGGCCACCACAUUCGCUGCGCGCGCGGCACCUUCGCCACCUAGCCCUCCACCCCCACCAUCCGCUCUCCUCUCUCUCCUCCCCCCCUUCGCCAACCCCCACUUCGCCCCCGUCGCGCCCGCGAAUGGGAGAUAGCCGUGUCGGGCGCGGCACGCGGGGCGGCAUAGGCCGCAAUAACGCCUUGGGCGCGGUCGCCACGUCGUGCCCCGCCCCGCCCGCCCCGCCGCCCCGCCGCCGCGCCCCCGCCCCGCCCGCCCAGCCGCACGCCACGCCUCGCUUUCCCCUGUCCCGCUCCGCGUCGCACAGUGCUGAGACUGGAAUGCAUCAUCUCAACUCAUGCAUUCUCAUCAUAGCUGAUGUCAGGAAUGGCCUUUCUAUAUCUUCAAUUACCCUGCUCUGCUCGCUUAUUUAUUUACCAAACAAACAGUUUCCUCUUAAUAUUAUAAUGAUGAUAUUGCAGAAAAAUCUCAAUAACAUUUACUUUCAAAAUAUUUCGACCAUAGAUGUUUAUAUGAACCGCAUUUUCUUAUCUUCUAAAAUAUAUUGUCAGGGGAAAGAAAGAAUAAAAUUGUAUGAUUGUAAAAUUGUAUUCAGUAAAUGUAAAAAACUACGAUAUAAUGAAAAUGAAGUUCAUAAUAAUUCAUUUAUACCCAAAGGAAAAGAGGCCCCGCGGUCCCUGAAGGGCGGGGCGCAGGGCGUCUGGGAGGAAGACGGCGAGCGCUGCGGGGCCGAAGAUGCCAGAAGGGUGAGGCAGGGUGGGGCCGGGCCGGGCCGCGCCGGGCCGGAGCACGCACACAAGGAAAAGGCGCCGACCUCCGCUCUGCCGUCAGAUCCCCCACCCUCUGCCGUUGUCCCUGAUGUUCCACCGACGGCGCUGCCGCCAGAAGGCUGA
Molecule: messenger RNA, 1050 nt
Organism: Gryllus bimaculatus (two-spotted cricket)
Lineage: Eukaryota; Metazoa; Arthropoda; Insecta; Orthoptera; Gryllidae
Source: the annotation of a GenBank genome assembly